Centrocercus urophasianus (Greater sage-grouse) is the source of this 753-nucleotide messenger RNA. It is a transcript of the gene FGF5, whose product is annotated as fibroblast growth factor 5. The transcript is spliced from 3 exons. Bases 1 to 753 code for a protein of 250 amino acids. The record is from RefSeq and is a predicted model, not a curated record. Lineage: Eukaryota; Metazoa; Chordata; Aves; Galliformes; Phasianidae. Gene Ontology annotation, molecular function: growth factor activity; fibroblast growth factor receptor binding. Gene Ontology annotation, biological process: regulation of cell migration; positive regulation of protein phosphorylation; cell differentiation. Gene Ontology annotation, cellular component: cytoplasm.
AUGCCGAGCCCUCCUCCCGCCCUUCCUCCUCCUCCUUCUCCUCCUCCCGCCGGCGGCAUGCGCCCGGCCUUCCUCUUCCUCCUCCUCCUCCUCGCCCUGCCCGCUCGCGGCCGGAGGGAGCGGCUGCCCGGCGGGGGACACUCCGCGCCUUCCUCCUCCUCGUCCUCCUCUCCCUCUUCCCUGACGGCGGCGGGCCCGGGCCGACGGCGGGGCCGGCUGUACUGCCGGGUGGGCAUCGGCUUCCACCUGCAGCUGCACCCCGACGGCCGCGUGGACGGCGCGCACGCCGCCAGCCCGCUCAGCGUUCUGGAAAUCUUUGCUGUCUCUCAGGGGAUCGUUGGAAUCCGAGGAGUUUUCAGCAACAAAUUUCUAGCUAUGUCAAAGAAAGGAAAACUCCACGCAAGUGCUCGCUUCACUGCUGAGUGCCAGUUCCGUGAGCGCUUCCAGGAGAACAGCUACAACACCUAUGCCUCGGCCGUGCACCGUGGGCAGCGCUCCGGCCGCCAGUGGUACGUGGCCCUCAACAAGCGGGGCAAGGCCAAGAGGGGUUGCAGCCCUCGUGCCCGUCCCCAGCAUGUCUCCACACACUUCUUGCCCCGCUUCCGGCAGCCCCCUCCAUCCCAGCUGGCUUUCACCGUCGCCCGCCCUGAGAAGAAGCCACCACCCCCACCACCACCGCCGCCCAAGAAGAUGGCCACGUCACGGCACAGCCCCGGUCCUGGCCGCUACCGGCUGAAGUUCCGCUUUGGGUAG